Messenger RNA from Meleagris gallopavo (turkey), 323 nucleotides. The record is from RefSeq and is a predicted model, not a curated record. NCBI's taxonomy places the organism in Eukaryota, Metazoa, Chordata, Aves, Galliformes, Phasianidae.
GCGUCGCCUUCACCCGGCAGAUCCUGAUGAUGGUCGGGCUGCCCGCCGCUGGCAAGACGACGUGGGCCGUCAAACACGCGGCCGCCAACCCCUCCAAGAAGUACAACAUCCUGGGGACGAACGCCAUCAUGGACAAGAUGAGGGUGAUGGGGCUCCGCCGUCAGCGCAACUACGCGGGCCGCUGGGACGUGCUGAUCCAGCAGGCGACGCAGUGCCUCAACCGCCUGAUCCAGAUCGCCGCCCGCAAGAAGCGCAACUACAUCCUGGACCAGGUGAGGGGGGGGCCGGGGGGGCCGGUCCUCAGAGGGCACAGCUGAGGAGGU